CCUUGUCUCAAAACCUCUCCAUGCCUGUCACAGAAAACGAUAUCAAAUCAGUGGCGAAUGCUUCGCAGUUGAUCAAUGCCAAUCUCCUGAAUAAAGGGUUUCCUGAAAAGUUGCUCUUCAACUCUAUUGACUGGGAAUCCCUACUGGAAGGCCAGAAGGGUGGCAGUACCCGCAAGAGAAAGAAGCAGAAUCCCGUUUCAGUGGGGGAGGAUAAUCCUUUCCUUGAAGAAAAAGUUGACUCACCAGAGCUCGCGGAAGAUAGCCAGGAUGACACCUUCGACCUCCAGAUCACCAGGAGAAUAUACAACAACGACAAGAAUGUGAUUAACGUGAUCCAUUCCUUGCUACAGCAAAUCGAUGAAACUAAACACCAAAAAGAAGCCUUCCUCAAAGCUCUUAAUGAACACGAGCAAGAGAAGAAAGAGAUGAAGAACAGAAUUGACCAGCUAAACCGGAAGAUCGAUCAACAAACAACAGAUUUGGGGGAAGUUACGUGCCACACCAAAUCCCAACAGACCACCAUCAAGCGACUCGAGACCUUGCAUAGCGCUACCUUGAAGGAGGUCAAACAGUUGAAAAACUUCAGCACCGCCUUGAAGGCCAAGUACGACAACGAGGUGAGGAGGAAGGACGUAGAGUUGACCACAAUGCAAGACAAGUUACUAGACAGACGGUUGACUGCGUCACGAAAUGCAAAUAUCGCCUCUUCACCGCUAACAGGGUCCGUGAUCUACGGAAACAAUCCGUCGUUGAUCAAUUUCAAUUACGAGCAGCAGGUCCAGAGGCUGCACUCGGCUGAUGGAUCGCUGGAUGAUGGCCGCAGUACGUUUGUGAACGAGGAGUUUAAGAAGAUGAUGGUAGACUUGGCAAACUUGAUUACCAACUUGCUCUCGGAAAAUUCACAGUUCUUGAGGUUCAACAAAUCGUUGAGCCGCUACUUCCAGGAUGUGGACUUGCUAGUAACCAACAACCGGAUUAUUGACAAGUUACCGGAUAUCGCCACGUACUUGCAGGCAGACGAAGCUCUUGAGGCUGGACGCCGCCAGAAAGAUCCUACAAAGACCUUAGACGAAAUGAUUGAGGAGAUGGAGGAGUUCAAGACUGCUUCCGACUCGAUAACUAUCCGCCUACAAACUAUAUUUAACGAAAAGUUGGGCAAUUUUGAUAAAAACGACAAAGUAUUGAUGAAUGAAGAAAUCGAGAGCUUGAAGACGGAGUUGGAAAGUGUCACAAAGAACUGGAAAGCUGCUAUGAGUACCAUGGAGCGCUGGAGAAGCUACAAAGGAACGGAGUAGAAGUCUCAUACUCUGGGAACUUCCUCUGAGGAUUUAGUGUCGUCUCCCGGGAUUACAUUUGGCGACGGAUUGUAUCGGACAUGUAUCAGGCCGUCGUCGUGGUGCACAGCGUAAAGUACACUCUCUUCAUCUUUGAAGUGUGGCUGAACGGGGGAGCUCCACCAAGAGCGCUUUUGUAUAGCGAGAAAGUUCCAGCGGUUGGAAGGCUUAACAAAUUUGACAUUAAAAAAUGCCAUGAAGAUGACCCCUGGGAGGGUGCAUACCACAAAGAGCACAAUAGAGGUUAGAGUCACCGCCCCUAUUAUCAUCAAACGGUCUGAUAUUUCUCUCUUUUCACUCAUACUUAAUAAAAAAGAUGAUUGAGAUUAGCUUUGUGUUCAAUAUAAAGUAGGCAUCCAUACAGUAUUUAUAGCAGA
Babjeviella inositovora NRRL Y-12698 is the source of this 1711-nucleotide messenger RNA. RefSeq lists its product as uncharacterized. NCBI's taxonomy places the organism in Eukaryota, Fungi, Ascomycota, Pichiomycetes, Serinales. The transcript has a single exon. Bases 21 to 1295 code for a protein of 424 amino acids. The record is from RefSeq and is a predicted model, not a curated record.